Molecule: messenger RNA, 14990 nt
Organism: Mauremys reevesii (Reeves's turtle)
Lineage: Eukaryota; Metazoa; Chordata; Testudines; Geoemydidae
Product: mucin-2-like
Exons: 49
Coding region: 1-14307 (4768 amino acids)
Cellular component (GO): extracellular matrix
Molecular function (GO): protein binding
Source: RefSeq, a predicted model, not a curated record
AUGGGGUUUGGUCAGAGGAUACGAGUCUCCAUAUGGGCCUUUAUGUUAGGUGUCUGCUGUGCCAAACAACAAGCAUUUACUACUAAUACUCCAUCUGGAACAGUGAACUUGAUCCUGCCACUGACAACAAGCCCAGUAAUAACAUCCUUCAACCCUGCUCACAAUGGCCGCGUAUGCAGUACGUGGGGCAAUUUCCACUUCAAGACUUUUGAUGGGGACAUCUUUUACUUCCCUGGGCUCUGCAAUUACGUCUUUGCAUCCCACUGCAAUGCUGCCUAUGAGGAUUUCAACAUCCAAAUCAGGCGCACAAUGGUGAAAAAUGCUCCUACUAUCAACCAUAUCACCAUGAAGCUCGAUGGGGUGGUUUUUGAAAUGACAAAGAACUUGGUUGUUGUCAAUGGCAACAGGGUUCAGCUGCCUUACAGCCAGUCUGGAAUCCUGGCUGAGAGAAGCAGCAGGUAUACAAAAGUGACUGCCAAAAUGGGCCUGGUUUUCAUGUGGAAUGAAGAUGACAGCAUCCUGCUGGAACUGAGUGACAAAUAUGCCAAUUAUACCUGUGGGCUUUGUGGGGACUUCAAUGGUAUUCCAACUUACAAUGAGUUCUUUUCAAACAAUGCCAAGCUGACUGCCACGCAGUUUGGAAAUAUGCAAAAGAUGGAUGGGCCAACAGAAGUCUGUGAAGAUCCUACAUCAUCCUCCCUAAACAACUGCACGGGCAAUAUUGAUGACAUUUGCCAUAAAGUAUUGACUGGCCCUGCAUUUUCAGAAUGUAAUACACUAGUUGAGGUUAGCGAGUACAUUAAGUCUUGUGAACAAGACUUGUGCCGCUGUGAUCAGUCUAAGAAUGCCUUCUGUAUUUGUAACACCUUUGGUGAAUACUCCCGGCAGUGUGCCCAUGCCGGUGGACAACCUCGAAACUGGAGAACCCCACAACUGUGUCCCAAGACGUGUCCUUUCAACAUGGAGUACCAGGAAUGUGGAUCCCCCUGCAUUGACACCUGCACCAACCGGGAAAGAGCUCAAGUCUGUGAAGAUCACUGUAUAGAUGGCUGCUUCUGUCCCGCAGGAACUGUGCUUGAUGACAUUAACAAUGCUGGCUGCAUCCUCCUUUCGGAGUGCUCCUGUACUUACAAUGGCAACUCUUAUGCUCCAGGGACAUCUUUUGACACCCACUGCCGUUCCUGUACCUGCAAUGGAGGCCUGUGGAAUUGCAAAGACAUUCCAUGCCCUGGAUCUUGUACAGUAGAGGGAGGUUCACACAUCUCCACAUAUGAUGAAAAACGUUACAAUGUCCAUGGAGACUGCACUUAUGUUUUGUCUAAGCUCUGUGAAAAUGACACAUUCGCUGUUCUGGGAGAACUCCGCAGAUGUGGCUUGACAGACACUGAGACAUGCUUAAAGAAAAUACUCCUCAGCAUUAAUGGAGGACAAACUAUCAUUACAAUCAACUCUGGAGGUGGAGUGUUUGUGAAUUGGAUCUACACUCUGUUGCCCUUCUCAGCAGCCAAUGUCACCAUUUUCAGACCCUCAUCCUUCUUCAUCAUGGUGGAAACAAACGUUGGACUUCAACUGGAGAUCCAACUUGUACCCAUCAUGCAAGCGUUUGUGCGACUGGAUCCAUCUUUCAAAAGGCAGACUUGCGGUCUCUGUGGAAACUUCAACGAUAUUGGGGCUGAUGACUUCAAAGCCAUAAGUGGUGUAGUGGAAGGAACAGCAGCUGCAUUUGCUAAUACCUGGAAAACACAGGCUAUAUGCCCUAAUAUCGAAAACUACUUUGAGAAUCCUUGUGCCCUCAGCGUAGAAAAUGAAAAGUAUGCUCAGCACUGGUGCGGAUUGCUGACGGACAGCACAGGACCUUUUGCCAAUUGCCACUCCACAGUCAAUCCAACUGUUUACCACACGAACUGUCUGUUUGACACCUGUAAUUGUGAAAAGAGUGAGGACUGCAUGUGUGCCGCCCUCUCUUCCUAUGUGAGAGCCUGUGCUGCCAAAGGAGUCCAGCUGGAGGGAUGGAGGACUGAUGUCUGUUCCAAAUACACAACCUCGUGUCCCAAAUCGUUGAGCUACAGCUAUAACAUCAGUUCCUGUCAACCCACUUGCCGGUCUCUGAGUGAGCCUGAUGUCACAUGUAACAUCAGGUUCCUUCCAGUUGAUGGUUGCACCUGUGAAAAAGGAACCUACAUGGAUGAAUAUGGCAAAUGUGUGUCUGCUAGCAAAUGUCCUUGUUAUUACAAAGGAUCUCCCAUUCUCUCUGGGGAAGUUGUUCAUGAAGAUGGUCUUGUAUGCACUUGUGCACAGGGUAGACUGAGCUGCAUUGGAGCUGUGAACCAAAUCCCAGUUUGCGCUCCUCCCAUGGUCUACUUUGACUGCAGAAAUGUCACUGCAGGCACCACUGGAGCCGAAUGCCAGAAGAGCUGCCAGACGCUGGACAUGCAGUGUUACAGCACACAGUGUAUGUCUGGCUGCAUGUGCCCGUCUGAGCUAGUGUCAGAUGGUAAAGGCAGCUGUAUUGCUGAAGAGGAAUGUCCAUGUAUUCACAACGAGGCUACCUACAAACCAGGGGAAGAGAUCAAAGUUGACUGCAACACCUGCGUGUGUAAGAACAGGAUGUGGAAAUGCACCAGUGAACAAUGCCUUGGUACGUGCGCUGUUUAUGGAGAUGGGCAUUACAUCACAUUUGAUGACAAAUGGUUUAACUUCAAUGGAGAUUGUGAAUACACAUUAGUCCAGGACCACUGUGGGAAAAACAGCACAGUCAAUGGAACCUUUCGAGUUGUCACUGAAAACAUCCCCUGUGGCUCCACUGGGACUACCUGCUCUAAGUCUAUUAAAGUCUUCCUAGCGGGCUAUGAGUUGAUACUCAGUGAGGAACACCUUGAAGUGGUAGAAAGAGAAAAUGGAAGGCAAAUGCCGUACGAAGUCCGCUAUAUGGGCAUGUACUUAGUUAUUGAGACCAACAAUGGACUGAUCCUCAUGUGGGAUAAGAAAACCAGCAUCUUCAUCAAACUCAGCCCUGAUUUCAAGGGUCAGGUCUGUGGCCUGUGUGGGAACUACGAUGGCAAUGGCAUUAAUGACUUUACCACCAGAAGUCAGUCUGUGGUAGGAGAUGUGCUGGAGUUUGGAAACAGCUGGAAAGUGUCUCUUACUUGUCCUGUUGCCAACUCUGCAAAGGACCCGUGCUCUACCAACCCUUAUAGGAAGUCCUGGUCACAGAAGCAGUGCAGCAUCAUCAACAGUGAAGUCUUUGCUGCAUGUCACUCUCAGAUUGACCCAACUAAAUAUUACGAAGCAUGCGUGACUGAUGCUUGUGCUUGUGACAGUGGGGGAGACUGUGAAUGUUUCUGUACAGCAGUAGCUGCAUAUGCUCAAGCAUGUAGUGAAUUUGGUGUCUGUGUAGCCUGGAGAACUCCAUCAAUCUGUCCUAUGUUCUGUGAUUAUUACAACCCAGAAGGGGGAUGCGAGUGGCACUACAAGCCUUGUGGAGCCCCCUGCAUGAAGACCUGUAGGAAUCCAAGUGGAAGAUGCCUUCAUAAGUUACCAGGUUUAGAAGGCUGCUAUCCAAACUGUCCAGCAAACAAGCCAUAUUUCAAUGAGGAUGAGAUGACAUGUGUUGAUAACUGUGGCUGUUAUGAUGCUGAAGGAAACUACCACAAACCAGGAGUGAGCUUCUACUCACGGGACAACUGUCAGUCAUGUACAUGCACAGUGGAAGGCUUAGCGUGCAAAUUUGAUGCUGAAGCAUGUUAUUGCUAUUAUGAAGAACACAAAUAUAAAUAUAAGGAUGUCAUUUAUAACACCACAGAUGGGAUUGGAGGGUGUUUGAGUGCAACUUGUGACAUCAACGGAACCAUAACCAGAAAAUUCUUUGAAUGCAGUGGAAUUACAACUACCAUCCCAUUCACAUUUAGUACAGUUCUACCUACGAGUGCUGCAGGAACAACAACUACACCACCAGUUACAACAGUGUGUGUUCACAACGUAUGCCAAUGGUCACAAUGGUAUGAUGUCAGCUCUCCAAUAACAGACAACAACAAUGGAGAUUUUGAAACAUUUGAAAAUAUAAAAGAUAAAGGAUAUAGAGUUUGCGAAACUCCAAACGAUGUGGAAUGCAGGGCAGAACCCAACAGUUCCAUACAAAUGAAAGACCUGAAACAAAAGAUAACAUGUAGCAAAGACUUAGGACUCAUAUGUAAUAAUGAGGAUCAGAGUCCAGAAAUCUGCUACAACUAUCAGAUCAGAAUAUUAUGUUGUACUUAUGUACCAUGUGAAUCUUCAACAUCAACCCCAUCAGUCAAAACUAGUGGACACCCAACAGUAACAGCUACCUCACUUGAGUCAAUACCAGUUUCAAAUCCAACUGUGUCAAUAAGUACAGAAGGUCCAACUCCAUUCCCACUUCCCACGACUUCAUCUGUCACCACCACGCUUGUGCCCCCAGUUUCCACAACAGUAUCAGUCACUUCCACUGCAUCUCCUACAACUCCAGGAACAGCAACAGGUUCAGCUGGUACAGCACCACUGCAAACAGGCACAAUCCCACCUCUGACAGGCACGCGUCCACAACCUUCACCAGGCUCCACCAUUCCUCCUUUGGGACAAACAACCACAGAAGGCACCACACUACUCUCUACGCAGCCAACACCACAAGGAAGAACCACCACGCUUGUACCCCCAGUUUCCAUUACACUAUCAGUCAUCUCCACUAGAUCUCCUCCAACUCCAGGCACAGCAACAGUCACAGCUGGUACAGCACCAUUGCAAACAGGCACAAUCCCACAUGUGACAGGCACACGUCCACAACUUUCACCAGGUUCCACUCUUCCAUCUUCGGAACAACCAACCACUGAAGGCACCACACUACUCUCUACGCAGCCAACAUCACAAGGAAGCACCACCACACUUUUACCCCCAGUUUCCACUACAGUAUCAGUCACCUCCACUGCAUCUCCUCCAACUCCAGGAACAGGAAAAGGUUCAGCUGGUACAGCACCACUGCAAACAGGGACAAUCCCACCUCUGACAAGCACGCGGCCGCAACCUUCAUCAGGUUUCACUCUUCCUUUUUCAGAACAACCAACCACUGAAAGAACCACACUACUCUCUACGCAGCCAAUAUCAAAGGGAAGCACCACCACGCUUUUACCCCCAGUUUCCACUACAGUAUCAGUCACCUCCACUGCAUAUCCUCCAACUCCAGGCACAGCAACAGGCUCAGGGGGUACAGCACCACUGCAAACAGGCACAAUCCCACCUCAGACAGGCACGCGACCACAACCUUCACCAGGUUCCACCCUUCCUCCUUUGGGACAAACAACCACAGAAGGCACCACACUACUCUCUACACAGCCAACAUCUCAGGGAAGCACCACCACGCUUUUAACCCCAGUUUCCACUACAGUAUCAGUCACCUCCACUGCAUUUCCUCCAACUCCAGGCACAGCAACAAGCUCAGCUGGUACAGCACCACUGCAAACAGGCUCAAUCCCACCUGUGACAGGCACACGUCCACAACCUUCACCAGGUUCAACCCUUCCGCCUUUGAGACAAACAACCACUGAAGGCACCACUCUACUCUCUACGCAGCCAAUAUCACAAGAAACCACCACCACGCUUUUACCCCCAGUUUCCACAACCGUGUCAGUCACCUCCACUGCUUUGCCUCCAACUCCAGGCAAAGGAACAGGCUCAGCAGGUACAGUACCACUGCAAACAGGCACAAUCCCACCUGUGCCAGGCACGCGUCCACAACCGUCACCAGGUUCCACUCUUCCUUCUUCAGAACAACCAACCACUGAAGGCACCACACUACUCUCUACGCAGCCAAUAUCAGAGGGAAUCACCACCAUGCUCUUACCCCCAGUUUCCACUACUGUGUCAGUCACCUCCACUGCUUCGCCUCCAACUCCAGGCACAGCAACAGGCUCAGCUGGUACAGCACCACUGCAAACAGGCACAAUCCCACCGCUGACAGGCACGCGUCCACAACCUUCACCAGGUUCCAACCUUCCUCCCUUGGGACAAACAACCACUGAAGGCACCACACUACUCUAUAUGCAGCCAACAUCUCAGGGAAGCACCACCAUGCUUUUACCCCCAAUUUCCACUACCGUGUCAGUCACCUCCACUGCUUCGCCUCCAACUCCAGGCACAGCAACAGGCUCAGCUGGUACAGCACCACUGCAAACAAGCAAAAUCCCACCUCUGACAGGCACGCGACCACAACCUUCACCAGGUUCCACCCUUCCUCCUUUGGGACAAACAACCACUGAAGGCACCACACUACCCUCUACACAGCCAAUAUCAGAGAGAAGCACCACCACGCUUGUACCCCCAGUUUCCACUACUGUGUCAGUCACCUCCACUGCAUCUCCUCCAACUCCAGGCACAGCAACAGGCUCAGCUGGUACAGCACCACUGCAAACAGGCACAAUCCCACCGCUAACAGGCACGCAUCCACAACCUUCACCAGGUUCCACCCUUCCUCCCUUGGGACAAACAACCACUGAAGGCAGCACACUACUCUCUACGCAGCCAACAUCUCAGGGAAGCACCACCACACUUUUACCGCCAAUUUCCACUACCGUGUCAGUCACCUCCACUGCUUUGCCUCCAACUUCAGGCAAAGCAACAGGCUCAGCUGGUACAGCACCACUGCAAACAGGCACAAUCCCACCUCUGACAGGCACGCAACCACAACCUUCACCAGGUUCCACCCUUCCUCCUUUGGGACAAACAACCACUGAAGGCACCACACUACUCUCUACGCAGCCAAUAUCAGAGGGAAUCACCACCAUGCUCUUACCCCCAGUUUCCACUACUGUGUCAGUCACCUCCACUUCUUCGCCUCCAACUCAAGGCACAAGUACAGGCUCAGCUGGUACAGCACCUCUGCAAACAGGCACAAUCCCACCUGUGCCAGGCAUGCGUCCACAACCUUCACCAGGUUCCACUCUUCCUCCUUUGGGACAAAAAACCACUGAAGGCACCACACUACCCUCUACACAGCCAAUAUCAGAGAGAAGCACCACCACACUUGUACCCCCAGUUUCCACUACCGUGUCAGUCACCUCCACUGCAUCUCCUCCAACUCCAGGCACAGCAACAAGCUCAGCUGGUACAGCACCACUGCAAACAGGCACAAUCCCACCGCUGACAGGCACGCAUCCACAACCUUCACCAGGUUCCACCCUUCCUCCCUUGGGACAAACAACCACUGAAGGCACCACACUACUCUCUACGCAGCCAACAUCUCAGGGAAGCACCACCACGCUUUUACCCCCAAUUUCCACUACCGUGUCAGUCACCUCCACUGCUUCGCCUCCAACUCCAGGCACAGCAACAGGCUCAGCUGGUACAGCACCACUGCAAACAGGCACAAUCCCAACUCUGACAGGCACGCAACCACAACCUUCACCAGGUUCCACCCUUCCUCCUUUGGGACAAACAACCACUGAAGGCACCACACUACUCUCUACGCAGCUAACAUCACAAGGAAGCACCACCACGCUUUUACCCCCAGUUUCCACUACUGUGUCAGUCACCUCCACUGCUUCGCCUCCAACUCAAGGCACAAGUACAGGCUCAGCUGGUACAGCACCUCUGCAAACAGGCACAAUCCCACCUGUGCCAGGCAUGCGUCCACAACCUUCACCAGGUUCCACCCUUCCUCCUUUGGGACAAACAACCACUGAAGGCACCACACUACCCUCUACACAGCCAAUAUCAGAGAGAAGCACCACCACGCUUUUACCCCCAGUUUCCACUACCGUGUCAGUCACCUCCACUGCAUCUCCUCCAACUCCAGGCACAGCAACAGGCUCAGCUGUUUCCACUACUGUGUCAGUCACCUCCACUUCUUCGCCUCCAACUCAAGGCACAAGUACAGGCUCAGCUGGUACAGCACCUCUGCAAACAGGCACAAUCCCACCUGUGCCAGGCAUGCGUCCACAACCUUCACCAGGUUCCACCCUUCCUCCUUUGGGACAAACAACCACUGAAGGCACCACACUACCCUCUACACAGCCAAUAUCAGAGAGAAGCACCACCACGCUUUUACCCCCAGUUUCCCCUACCGUGUCAGUCACCUCCACUGCAUCUCCUCCAACUCCAGGCACAGCAACAGGCUCAGCUGGUACAGCACCACUACAAACAGGCACAAUCCCACCUGUGACAGGCACGCAACCACAACCUUCACCAGGUUCCACCCUUCCUCCUUUGGGACAAACAACCACUGAAGGCACCACACUACUCUCUACGCAGCUAACAUCACAAGGAAGCACCACCACGCUUUUACCCCCAGUUUCCACUACUGUGUCAGUCACCUCCACUGCUUCGCCUCCAACUCAAGGCACAAGUACAGGCUCAGCUGGUACAGCACCUCUGCAAACAGGCACAAUCCCACCUGUGCCAGGCAUGCGUCCACAACCUUCACCAGGUUCCACCCUUCCUCCCUUGGGACAAACAACCACUGAAGGCACCACACUACUCUCUACGCAGCCAACAUCUCAGGGAAGCACCACCACGCUUUUACCCCCAAUUUCCACUACCGUGUCAGUCACCUCCACUGCUUCGCCUCCAACUCCAGGAACAGCAACAGGCUCAGCUGGUACAGCACCACUGCAAACAGGCACAAUCCCACCUCUGACAGGCACGCGACCACAACCUUCACCAGUUUCCACCCUUCCUCCUUUGGGACAAACAACCACUGAAGGCACCACACUACCCUCUACACAGCCAAUAUCAGAGAGAAGCACCACCACGCUUUUACCCCGAGUUUCCCCUACCGUGUCAGUCACCUCCACUGCAUCUCCUCCAACUCCAGGCACAGCAACAGGCUCAGCUGGUACAGCACCACUACAAACAGGCACAAUCCCACCUGUGACAGGCACGCAACCACAACCUUCACCAGGUUCCACCCUUCCUCCUUUGGGACAAACAACCACUGAAGGCACCACACUACUCUCUACGCAGCUAACAUCACAAGGAAGCACCACCACGCUUUUACCCCCAGUUUCCACUACUGUGUCAGUCACCUCCACUGCUUCGCCUCCAACUCAAGGCACAAGUACAGGCUCAGCUGGUACAGCACCUCUGCAAACAGGCACAAUCCCACCUGUGCCAGGCAUGCGUCCACAACCUUCACCAGGUUCCACCCUUCCUCCUUUGGGACAAACAACCACUGAAGGCACCACACUACCCUCUACACAGCCAAUAUCAGAGAGAAGCACCACCACGCUUUUACCCCCAGUUUCCCCUACCGUGUCAGUCACCUCCACUGCAUCUCCUCCAACUCCAGGCACAGCAACAGGCUCAGCUGGUACAGCACCACUACAAACAGGCACAAUCCCACCUGUGACAGGCACGCAACCACAACCUUCACCAGGUUCCACCCUUCCUCCUUUGGGACAAACAACCACUGAAGGCACCACACUACUCUCUACGCAGCUAACAUCACAAGGAAGCACCACCACGCUUUUACCCCCAGUUUCCACUACUGUGUCAGUCACCUCCACUGCUUCGCCUCCAACUCAAGGCACAAGUACAGGCUCAGCUGGUACAGCACCUCUGCAAACAGGCACAAUCCCACCUGUGCCAGGCAUGCGUCCACAACCUUCACCAGGUUCCACCCUUCCUCCCUUGGGACAAACAACCACUGAAGGCACCACACUACUCUCUACGCAGCCAACAUCUCAGGGAAGCACCACCACGCUUUUACCCCCAAUUUCCACUACCGUGUCAGUCACCUCCACUGCUUCGCCUCCAACUCCAGGAACAGCAACAGGCUCAGCUGGUACAGCACCACUGCAAACAGGCACAAUCCCACCUCUGACAGGCACGCGACCACAACCUUCACCAGGUUCCACCCUUCCUCCUUUGGGACAAACAACCACUGAAGGCACCACACUACCCUCUACACAGCCAAUAUCAGAGAGAAGCACCACCACGCUUUUACCCCCAGUUUCCCCUACCGUGUCAGUCACCUCCACUGCAUCUCCUCCAACUCCAGGCACAGCAACAGGCUCAGCUGGUACAGCACCACUACAAACAGGCACAAUCCCACCUGUGACAGGCACGCAACCACAACCUUCACCAGGUUCCACCCUUCCUCCUUUGGGACAAACAACCACUGAAGGCACCACACUACUCUCUACGCAGCUAACAUCACAAGGAAGCACCACCACGCUUUUACCCCCAGUUUCCACUACUGUGUCAGUCACCUCCACUGCUUCGCCUCCAACUCAAGGCACAAGUACAGGCUCAGCUGGUACAGCACCUCUGCAAACAGGCACAAUCCCACCUGUGCCAGGCAUGCGUCCACAAACUUCACCAGGUUCCACCCUUCCUCCUUUGGGACAAACAACCACUGAAGGCACCACACUACCCUCUACACAGCCAAUAUCAGAGAGAAGCACCACCACGCUUUUACCCCCAGUUUCCCCUACCGUGUCAGUCACCUCCACUGCAUCUCCUCCAACUCCAGGCACAGCAACAGGCUCAGCUGGUACAGCACCACUGCAAACAGGCACAAUCCCACCUGUGACAGGCAUGCAACCACAACCUUCACCAGGUUCCACCCUUCCUCCUUUGGGACAAACAACCACUGAAGGCACCACACUACCUUCUACACAGCCAAUAUCAGAGAGAAGCACCACCACGCUUGUACCCCCAGUUUCCACUACCGUGUCAGUCACCUCCACUGCAUCUCCUCCAACUCCAGGCACAGCAACAGGCUCAGCUGGUACAGCACCACUGCAAACAGGCACAAUCCCACCUCUGACAGGCACGCGUCCACAACCUUCACCAGGUUCCACCUUUCCUCCCUUCGGACAAACAACCACUGAAGGCACCACACUACUCUCUACACAGCCAACAUCUCAGGGAAGCACCACCACGCUUUUACCCCCAAUUUCCACUACCGUGUCAGUCACCUCCACUGCUUCGCCUCCAACUCCAGGCACAGCAACAGGCUCAGCUGGUACAGCACCACUGCAAACAGGCACAAUCCCACCUCUGACAGGCACGCGACCACAACCUUCACCAGGUUCCACCCUUCCUCCUUUGGGACAAACAACCACUGAAGGCACCACACUACUCUCUACGCAGCUAACAUCACAAGGAAGCACCACCACGCUUUUACCCCCAGUUUCCACUACUGUGUCAGUCACCUCCACUGCUUCGCCUCCAACUCAAGGCACAAGUACAGGCUCAGCUGGUACAGCACCUCUGCAAACAGGCACAAUCCCACCUGUGCCAGGCAUGCGUCCACAACCUUCACCAGGUUCCACCCUUCCUCCUUUGGGACAAAAAACCACUGAAGGCACCACACUACCCUCUACACAGCCAAUAUCAGAGAGAAGCACCACCACGCUUGUACCCCCAGUUUCCACUACCGUGUCAGUCACCUCCACUGCAUCUCCUCCAACUCCAGGCACAGCAACAGGCUCAGCUGGUACAGCACCACUGCAAACAGGCACAAUCCCACCUGUGACAGGCACACAUGGAGAAAGGAUAACAGGUUCAGCCUCCACGGGUAAGAGUUCUACCAUCACUGGAAGUACUAUGCUUUUAUCCACAAGCCCAGUACAGUCAACAUCAGAGGGAAGCACCACCACAAUUUUAUCUCCAGUUUCCAGUACUGUUGCGGUCUCCCCAACUUUAAGCAUUAGAACCCCUGCAACAUCUACUAUUUCAAGGCUAACUUCUUCAGUAUCUGCAACAACAGAAGGCCCCAGUAUAGCCUACACAGCACAUGAAAAAAGUACAUCUUUCACUUCAAGCAGAGUAACACCGUGUUUAUGCCAUGUCUCUGGUGAUUUCUUUUCUCCCGGUGACGUUAUAUACAACAGAACAGAUAGCACUGGUUGUAGUUUUUAUGCACUUUGCAGUAAAAGAUGUGAAAUUGAACGACUCCAGGGGUCAUGUCCUACAACAGCUCCUGUAUCAUUAAGCCCGUCAUCUACAAUACCAAGCUUAUCAACCCCAACAGCUAUAUCUUCUUCAGUGUCAGCAACUCCAGAAACUAUUCCAAUAUCAGGUUGCCCUGAUGCUGACCCGCCAAGAAAGAUGAAUGAAUCCUGGAUGUUAAACAAUUGUACUAUGGCCACUUGUGAGGGAGACAACAGAAUUGUUCUAUUGCUUCCUCCAGCUGUAGAGAUGAUUACUUGUGCAAGUGGACUCCCACCAAUAAAAGUCUAUGAUGAGGAUGGCUGCAACUACCACUAUGAGUGUGACUGUGUUUGCAGUGGCUGGAGCAGUUCUGACUACUUGACUUUUGAUGGAACUCACUACACAUUCCAUGGCAACUGCACAUACGCGCUGAUGAAACAGAUUGUGCCUAAAUACAAUUUCAGCAUCCUUGUUGAAAAUGACUUCUGUGAUGUGCCUGAUGGACUCUCCUGCCCUAGAUCUAUCAUCGUGAAUUACAACUCCAUGGAAAUAGUGCUGGUCAGUCAGAUACACCAAGGAGAGAAAAAUAAGAUUCUUGUCAACAAAGAGCCAAUCAGUGGAGGCUUCAGCAGAGAUGGCAUUUCAGUUGCCAAUGAUGGAACAUACAUGGUUGUUGAAAUCCCGGACAUCAAGUCCUAUAUCUCCUUCAAUGGACUCACCUUCACAGUAAAAAUGCCAUUCAGCAUGUUUGGACACAACACUGAAGGCCAGUGUGGCACAUGUUCAAAUGACAAAGUGGACGAAUGCCGCAUGCCAAGUGGCAAAGUAAUUUCCUCUUGUUCAGAAAUGGCUGCCGCCUGGCAGGUUCAGGAUGAAAAUAAGCCCAAUUGUGAAGGGCCCCCGGUACCACCUGCCACGCCAACAACUCCACCUGUGCCCUGCAAUUCUACUUCUCCUCUUUGUGAGCUGAUUUUGAGCGAUCUCUUUGCAGAGUGUCACAAGAUUCUGAUGCCCAGCAUAUUCUAUGAGAGUUGCGUCGCCAAAUCAUGCCACAUUACCAAUGAAUCUAUACCAUGCUUCAGCUUGGAAAUGUAUGCCUCCCUCUGCUCUGCUAAAGGUGCCUGUGUUGACUGGAGAAGCAAGACCCAAGGACAAUGCCCAUACAACUGUCCUAAUGGCAAGGUUUAUGAUGCAUGUGGCCCUCUUAAUCCUGUCACCUGUAAUUCCGGAACUGUUUACCACACAAGUGAACAUGUUGCUGAAGGAUGCUUCUGCCCCAAGGAUAAGAUUCUCUUCAAUUCAUACACUGACGUGUGUGUGUCAGAAUGUGCUUGUGUGGGACCAGAUGGAAUGCCCAAAUUGCCUGGAGCCAUUUGGAAGAGUAACUGCCAGGAGUGUGUCUGUGACCCAUUCUCUGUUACUGUACAAUGUAAGUCACUUACAUGUCAGACACCCGAGACACACGUGUGUGAGAAAGAAGGAUUCAUACCUGUCCCAGUGUUGACACCAGAAGACCCAUGCUGUCCUGAAAUUGAAUGCAGAUGCAAUACAAGCGCCUGCUCCCAGGCCAAGAAGACUUGUGAGCCAGGGUAUCAGCUAGCCACUAUCCUUUCAGAAGGAGACUGCUGUGUCAAUUAUACAUGUGAAUCAAUACCAGAUGUCUGUGUGCUUAAUGGAACUAUUUACCAGGCUGGAACGUCUGUUCCAAUGGACUCUUGUAAGACGUGUACCUGCAGUUCUGAAGUAGAUCCAGUCUCCAACAGAAACCUUUUGCAAUGUGAGCUGGUCCGCUGUGACACUACUUGCCCCCUGGGCUAUCAAUACAUGAUGAAAGAUGGAAAGUGCUGUGGAGAGUGUGUCCAGGUGGCUUGCACAAUCAAGCUGACUAACAACACUGUCCAAGUGCUCAAGCCAGGUGAUAUCUGGAAGCCUGAAGAUAAUCCGUGCAGCUUUUACAAAUGUGAACAAAUUGAAGAUCAGCUUGUUUCAGUCACUGUUGUGCGAACAUGUCCUGCCUUUGAACCAGAGAACUGCAAGCCUGAUGAUGUACAGCUGACUGCUGAUGGCUGCUGCAAAACCUGUACCUCUGAAUCAGCAAACUGCAAGGUUAACAAGAACUCAACUGUGGUCCGCCACAAUGAAUGUGAAUCUUCUGAGCCUAUUGAACUGACGUACUGCAAAGGUGUUUGUGCCAGCUCCUCAACGUAUUCCUUUGAAACACAGCAGAUGCAACACAAGUGUAGCUGCUGCCAGGAACUCAAGAGCCACAAGAGAGAGGUGACCCUGACAUGCAGCGAUGGAACAAGCAUGAAUUAUGACUAUGUCUAUGUGGAACAGUGCGAAUGCAUGACUGGGUGCAUUUCAGAAACCACAACCACACAACAGCUCCAACAGGAAAAAGAGCAGAAAAGAACAAGAUGAUCAUAGGAAAAAAGAACCCGAGAAGUCUAAAGCAGUUAAAAUCAAAAGCAACAUAGAUAAAAUAACCUGUGCUCCAGCUUAAAACUCUGUUUCUUACUUAUUUCAGCUUCCACUAUCAUCAUUUUUCACUUCUUAAAUUUGAGAAUAUUCAGCAGCCAAAUAACUAAGUCUUCAUAUGUAUUUUUAUUUCUAAACAAUACAACUUUUGAGGGGGAAAGGAUGAACAAAAUUAUAACUUGCAUUGUUAGAGUUUUGAGUUAAACCAAAAAGUACUUCCCUUUACCAUUUCCCCUGUGAAGUUCAGAGACCAUUUAGUUCUAUUCUUUUCACCUAUUUCUUUUUUUAGUAUUCUCAUUGUUUCAAUGGGUCACCCAUUAUGGUUAUUUGUGUGCACGUGUAAAUCUAAAAACAACUGAAGACCCCCUAAAAAAUAUCCCUUGUUUACAUCAUGGGAAUUCGCAAUUAUUCCAGUCAACUGUUUACAACAUUAAUGUUUUAGCAAGAAGUAGUAGGAUGACUCUUUAAAACAAAAAUAAUGGUGAUGGUGAGCUAAUGUUUUACGUAGAAAACUGAAUUUUGUAGUUACGUUGCACUGUCCUUUGCUAUUUAUUUGUGAGUAGAGAGAAUUUUAUGGGGCGGGGGUGUUCACUGUCUAUGGAUUUGUAUGGGGUUAACAGGCAAUC